Messenger RNA from Molossus molossus (Pallas's mastiff bat), 3012 nucleotides. It is a transcript of the gene LRP11, whose product is annotated as LDL receptor related protein 11. Gene Ontology annotation, molecular function: protein binding. The record is from RefSeq and is a predicted model, not a curated record. The transcript is spliced from 7 exons. Bases 212 to 1711 code for a protein of 499 amino acids. NCBI's taxonomy places the organism in Eukaryota, Metazoa, Chordata, Mammalia, Chiroptera, Molossidae.
CGGGUGCUGAUCUACGACGCACCCGACACCUUGCGGGCAGAGAGGCGAGGGCGCGCGGGGAAACCUUGGGAAAGCACGAGGAGCGGUGCCAGGCCCGGCCAGCAAUGCCUCCGGUCGCUGCGAUUUCUUCCGGCGCCCGUGCGCAAUUGAGCUCGGUGCGCGUCUGAGGCUGUGGCCUCGUCUCGGCCCCCAUCCUCAGCUGCCGGCCGCCAUGGCCUUCGCCGCCCGGGAGAACGCGAGCUCGGAGCGCAGGCGGCCGCCGCGGCACCGGGCGCUGCGCGGGCUGCUGCUGCUCUGCCUGUGGCUGCCGAGUGGCCGCGCCGCCGCGUCGCUGUCCGAGCUGCACGCGCAGCUCUCGGGCGUGGACCAGCUGCUGGAGGAGUUCCGCCGGCAGCUGCAGCAGGAGCGGCCUCAGGAGGAGCUGGAGCUGGAGCUGCGCGCCGGCCGCGGCCCCCAGCAGGGCUGCCCGGGCCCGGGCGGCGGCGGCUACAGCGCCAUGACGGACGCCAUUAUCCGCACCAAGGACUCCAUCGCGGCGGGCGCCAGCUUCCUGCGGGCGCCCGAGGCCGUGCGGGACUGGCGGCAGUGCGUGGCGGCCUGCUGCUCCGAGCCGCGCUGCUCUGUGGCCGUGGUGGAGCUGCCCCCGCGGCCCGCGCCCCCGGCCCCCGCGCUCGGCUGCUACCUCUUCAACUGCACCGCGCGCGGCCGCAGCGUCUGCAGGUUCGCCCUGCACCGCGGCUACAGCAGCUACAGCCUCAGCCGCGCCCUGGAAGGGCAGCGAGACCCGGAAGCCAUCUUCCCGGCCACCGCCCGGGCCUCGCCUCGGCUGGAAAAGGAUGAGCCUCCACUUAGCAAGGCUGGACAGGAUGUGGUUUUGCGUCUCCCCACAGACGGGCUGAUUUUGGAUGGCCGCCAGAGCACAGAUGACCACGCCAUCAUCCACUAUGAGUGGACACUGCUGCAGGGUGACCCAUCAGUGGACAUGAAGGUGCCUCAGUCAGGAACCCUGAAGUUGUCCCACUUACAGGAAGGAAGGUACACCUUCCAGCUCACUGUGACAGACACUGCUGGGCAGAGGAACUCCGACAAUGUCUCGGUGACCGUGCUUCCCUCGGCCUUCUCCACAGGAGGAUGCUUGAAGGUUUGCUCACGCUACCACUUCUUUUGUGACAACGGCUGUUGCAUUGACAUCACACUGGCUUGCGAUGGAGUAGAGCAGUGUCCUGACGGAUCUGAUGAAGCUUUCUGUCAAAAUUUGAGCCUUGACCGGAAGACGGUAACUCACAGGGCAACUGCCCAGCCCAGAACCACAGGACCGAGCCAGGAGGCAGCAGGGGGCUUUUGGGGGAAGUCUCAGAAAGCCACCACCCCAGACUGGCCACCUGCAUUACCAGAUACGGAGAAGAGCAAUCAUUCCACCUUUUGGGGACCAAAGAUUCAAACUGAUCCUGUGAUACCAGAUAGUGGUUCCUCGGGGAAGAACAGAAAAGAGGAAAGUUACAUUUUUGAGUCCAAGAGCAAUCGAGGAGGAGGGGAACACCCGGCCCCAGAAAUAGGUGCGGUGCUGCCUCUGGCGCUGGGUUUGGCCGUCACUGCACUGCUGCUGCUCAUGGUCGCCUGCCGGCUGCGCCUGUUGAAGCAGAAACUUAAAAAAGCUCGUCCCAUUACAUCGGAGGAAUCGGACUACCUCAUCAAUGGGAUGUAUCUGUAAUAAGUAUACCUUAAAUGGCGGGGAAAGGACAUAUUUCACUUAUAAUUUAUACAUAUACUGCAUUUGGGAGCUUGAGAACUUGUUUUUAGCUGGGCUAAGACAAGUAUGGAAAACCCAGAAGGUUCUGUAAGCCCCAAACCUUUGUUCUUAUUUAUUUUAGAAAGGUUUUCCUUGAGAAGUAUGUGAAAUAUUUUGAAAUUUAGAGGAGUCCAUAUGGUUAAACACUUACAGAUCUAAUUCUGAUUUACGUACACUGUCCCUGAAAAUAGAUACUUGUAGUUAGCCAAGACACAAGAUGUGGGAUCUCAGGAGGCGGCCUUGGCCGGGCAGUGUCAAUAACCUGUCAAUAACCGUCGACUUCGUGGAAGCCCGCCACGGGCCCUGGCACCCCGAACCUCCUCCUGCACGGCUCCCCGUCCUGGGGCCCUCCUGGUCCUCACUGCAAACUUCCACGCGCUCCUUUCUCGCCCCUUCAAAACCUGCUUCUCAGAACGGAUCGCAAGUGAGUUGUAUCCUCAGUGAGAUGUUAUCUGUGGCUAUCUAAAUUAUAACCUUACGAACAGGUCAUGGUGUCUCAGGGAAGGUGAAUGUGCGUUCUGUCCAACGCCUCUGACAUGUCAUGUAGGUGGCUGCCUCGUUAGGCUGACCCUUGGGAGAAAAAACUCAGACUGAAUUACAAAUAGCUCUAACAUGAUUAUGAAUCAAUACAGGAAAUCAAGGUGGAAUCUGGCAGGUCAAAAAUGUAACCAACUUAGCUGAGGGCAAAGCGAGCAAGGACUAUCGGUACUUUCUGGAACGUACUCCACACUGCUUGCUGUGCAGAACACAGCAGCUCAUUUCAUAGUCAUCCAUUUUCAACAUUAGUCUGUGUUGAUGGGAGAGGAAAAUGCAUUUAAAUAGAAAAGCAGAACAUUGAGUGGAUUUCUGGGUGCCGCUUUUGUAAUGUCAGAUGUUUACGUAUCAGCAGGCUCUUUCAUCCACUGGAAUUGCAGUUUUUCCCAUCAUUUAUUUAAUGCUAUAAAAUGUUACAUGUGCAGUGAGCUAAUGGCAGGCUAUGUAGUCCCAGAGCAUAAAACAGUUUUGCACAAAUUACUCUUUACAGAAAACCAGCAUCUAGUUUAGCAUCUCUUUUUUUUUUCUGCUAGGAUUUUAAAGGCAAAUUAUUCCCAUCAUCACCUAAUGCCAGAAUUAUACAUUUUCUAGAAAUUAUUCUUUGGGGGGGCUAUAUAGUGGGGUGCGUGUCUACACUCACAUGGUGUUCCUAUUUACAUAAUGGGGGUUUUAUUUUGUUGUUUUUUAUC